GGUAAGGUUAUCCUAACCUCCAAAAAAGCUGUUUUUUUAUUUUUAAAUCGCGUAUAUAAAUGAAAAUGUUAACUGUUGAUUAGUUUACGUCGAAAUAUCGUAACAUGGCUCUAAGAAUAACCAGUGCUUUCCAGCAACUACCUCACAGGGCUAACUUAGGGAUUAGUUUUAAGGCAUUAUACUCGGCCAAGAGUACAUCUGAAGUACCUCGAAAUGUAUUAGAAAAUGUUAUAUCGGCUGAUAAACAAAGAGAAAAUGGUGCUGUGUACGAUAAAAAACCUUUCAAGAUGACUCUAGAAGCAGGGAAGCGAUAUUCAUGGUGUCUAUGCGGGCGAAGCAAAACUCAGCCCCUCUGUGACGGUACACACAAACAGCAGCAGCUAAAAAUUACUCAAAAGCCUGUACGUUUCCAAGUAGAAGAAACCAAGGAUUAUUGGUUGUGCAAUUGUAAGCAUACAAACAAUCGUCCCUUUUGCGACGGCACGCAUAAAACUCCAGUCGUUCAAGAAGCGACGUCCAUUGUUAGGCAAUAAUAAAUUUUAUUAUCUGUAGUAUAAGACGUAUAUUUAAAAUAAAAACGUUCCAGACAA
Messenger RNA from Anoplophora glabripennis (Asian longhorned beetle), 590 nucleotides. Its product is annotated as CDGSH iron-sulfur domain-containing protein 3, mitochondrial. Gene Ontology annotation, molecular function: 2 iron, 2 sulfur cluster binding. The record is from RefSeq and is a predicted model, not a curated record. Lineage: Eukaryota; Metazoa; Arthropoda; Insecta; Coleoptera; Cerambycidae. The transcript has 4 exons. Gene Ontology annotation, cellular component: intracellular membrane-bounded organelle. The coding region runs from base 105 to 533 and encodes 142 amino acids.